Verticillium alfalfae VaMs.102 is the source of this 1935-nucleotide messenger RNA. RefSeq lists its product as hypothetical. Bases 1 to 1935 code for a protein of 644 amino acids. Gene Ontology annotation, molecular function: DNA-binding transcription factor activity, RNA polymerase II-specific; zinc ion binding. Gene Ontology annotation, biological process: regulation of DNA-templated transcription. The record is from RefSeq and is a predicted model, not a curated record. The transcript is spliced from 3 exons. NCBI's taxonomy places the organism in Eukaryota, Fungi, Ascomycota, Sordariomycetes, Glomerellales, Plectosphaerellaceae.
AUGGCUAGCUCCAACAAAACCGUCAAAUUUGUCGAAUCCGACCCUUCAGGUCUCCCCUUGAAGCGAAAGCAGGUUCAGCAAGCGUGCGAGUCAUGCCGAAAGCGCAAGAAGCGCUGCAUUCACACAGAGGGCGAUGAAGACGCUGAUGUCUCAAAGAGCCCCGGUUCUCGAACUCGGAACCACGAUGGCACUCCCAACGGCCAAGGGGACCAUGGUCUAACACCGUCCGCGCACUCGUCUAGACGUUUCGUCUGCGACACCAACCCAGAAGGCUUGUUCGCCGAGGCAACAGGCUCGGACGCUCUGGGAAGCAAGAGGGGCAGCCGCUUCCUCGGCGACACGAAUCCCGAAGGCAUGUUUGCAGAGGUGACGCACAGCGACGGUGCCACAAGCACAGCUCGCAAUGACGAGGUCGGUGUUUGGGUAUCUACAAGACACGAUACAUCAGUCGCGCCAGAAUCUGCCAACGUGACGGCGCCACACCCUGCUAUUCCCUACGACGAGAUUCUCCUUCCCUACGUCCAAGAACACUGCUUGACCUGUGUCCCUCCAGAAAGGGAGUACCGCCAGUUGAAGAAAGUCUACACCCGCAAGAUCCAUCCCAUCUACGCCCUCGUACCCGACUCCGCCAUGUCCGACAAUGAUUCUCCAGCCAACAUUGUGCUACGCCAGGUCAUUUCCUUGGCAGCCGCUACUGAUCCCUCUAUGGCGAACUAUUUGAGGUUAAGUAACAAGGGCAGUGAGAAACUGUCAUUCGUAGAGUUCUCGCAGGCUCUCUCCGGUGCUAUUCGCACAACUCUAGCGACGAGCUUGAUCGUCGAUAGGACGGUACACAUUCGGGCUCUUUCCAUGCUGUCGCUCUAUUUCCAGCCGUCCUCUCUCCAGGAGAGCGAAGUCCCCGCCCAAUUCAACGCCGAGGCAAUCCAUCAUUCCCAGACCCUCGGCCUUCACCUGCUGCGCACCGGUGACCCGGCGCUCGAGACGCUCUUCUGCGCCGUAUGGGCGGUCGAUAAAAUCAAUGCGGCUGCUUAUGGUCGGCCGCGACUGCUUCACGAGCGAGACUUUGCGGCCACUUUAGAGGAAUGUUUCAGUCGACAGGAGCCAUGUUUUCGGCUAUACCUGUCUAUGUCGCGAUGGCUUGACAGAACAAUUGAUUUGUAUCGACCUGCAGCGAGCGCUCAUGCUCUCGGCGAUCUCAAACCAUUUGUCGAGCUGCCUGUAUUAGAGCCGAUGAUCGUCGAAGCAAACGCGCUGGAGGUGCCGACCCAUCUCCUCGCCACACUGGAGGUCUUCUAUCACGCCGUCAUUAUUCUAUCAUGUAGGCUGCCACGACCUGGUGCGGAAUCGAAUCAGUCAUCCUACGCCUCAAGCAUCCCUCCAGCAAUGGCCAACGCCCGCCGCUCGCUGGCAUCAGAACGCAUCGCCCACGCCGUAAAGAAGGAGAAGCUAAGCCCCGUCCCGUUUAUACCCUACGCCGUUUCUCUUUCUCUCAGCGUGGAGUACCGCAAGAUGCGCCACUCGGCGUUGCCAAUGUUCCGCGCCCGGUCGCGCGACGCUUUCAAGUCCAGCUGCGAACUUCUGAAGCGGUUCAAGAAUAUAUUCUACUCGGCCAAAGUCACCUACGGCCUGGGCGAGCGCAUGCUUAAGGAGAUGGAGCGUGCCGCCACGACGCUCGUGCAGGAAGCACCGCCGGCGGCGAACGCUUCGGAGAUCUCCAGUGAGCCGACACCCGAGGUCGCCUUCUCGGCUGAUCCGCAGGACUUCGACAUGUCGAUGAACGGCAUGCCGAAUCUGGACUCGAUUGAUUUUAAUAUGGAUGUGUUUGGCCAUUUCGACCCCAGCUUCGAUCUGACGAUGGCGGACAACGCGUUGGAGGGCAACCUCGACAUUGGACUUCCCCUAAAUUGGGGCGAAUGGGCACAAUUCGGCAGCUAA